Acinonyx jubatus (cheetah) is the source of this 6029-nucleotide messenger RNA. RefSeq names its product protein phosphatase 1 regulatory subunit 12A (gene PPP1R12A). Gene Ontology annotation, cellular component: Z disc; A band; cytoplasm. NCBI's taxonomy places the organism in Eukaryota, Metazoa, Chordata, Mammalia, Carnivora, Felidae. Gene Ontology annotation, molecular function: protein kinase binding; enzyme inhibitor activity; phosphatase regulator activity. Gene Ontology annotation, biological process: signal transduction. The transcript is spliced from 26 exons. The record is from RefSeq and is a predicted model, not a curated record. Bases 1013 to 3817 code for a protein of 934 amino acids.
GUAUGUGACUUUUGAUCCUCAGGGUCAUGAGUUCAAGCCCCGCGUUGGGUAUAGGGAUUAAAAAAUUAAAAGUAAAUCUUAAAAAUUAAGUAAAUAAUAUUUUAUAAGUGGGGUAAUACCGCAUUUUUAUUCAUAUCCAUCCAGUGGGUUCAUAAUACAUUCAGAGUUUAAGCCAGAGUUCUGAUAGCCUACAAGGCUAUAGUUUGACCUCAUAUUACUCCUGUGAUUUUAUAUUCUUCACUCCUCUCAGGCUGUCUCUUUUAGCCACUCUGAUCCCCUUGCUGAGCCUUUCAACAAACUAGACAUCUUGCUUCACAGUCUGCACCUGUUGAAUCCUACGUCUGGAAUUCAAUAAUGUUGCUAUCUUGGGUAAAAGAAUCAAAUUCUUAACCAAUUUAAGAAAUACAUAAACUUCACCACCAUGCCCGUGAAAAAUGUUAUUAUAUUACUGACCUAAUGUUUAGGAAUCAAAAACUCCGUUAUAAUCUUAACUCUGCCAAUUGAUUGCUAGUAACUUUAGGCAAAUUACCAGCUUCUCUGGUACCAGCUUCUCUGAACCUCUGUUUCCAUAUCUAUAAAAUGAAAGUAUUAAUACAUAUCCCUACUUUAUAAGAUUAUUGAGAAGAUUAAAUAGCAUAUAUAAGACAGUUGACACAAUAUACAGCAUAUUUAGUAUUCAGUAAAUGUUAGCUAAGUUAAUUGUUACUAUUCAUAAUGCUGUUUUUUAUCAUUACUUUUUUUAUGUUUAUUUAUUUUUGAGACAGAGAGAACACAAACAUGGGAGGGGCGUAAAGAGAGGGAGACAAAGAAUAUGAAGUAGGCUGCAGGCUCUGGGCUGUCAGCACAGAGUCCGACACAGGGCUCGAACUCAUGAACUGUGAGAUCAUGACCUGAGUGGAAUACGGACACUCAACUAACUGAACCAGCCAGAUUUUUGAUUGGUCAGGGAGCACAUGUAGGAGCUGUCAACAGUGAAGGAGAUACACCAUUAGAUAUUGCUGAGGAGGAGGCAAUGGAAGAGCUACUUCAAAAUGAAGUUAAUCGGCAAGGGGUUGAUAUAGAAGCAGCACGAAAGGAAGAAGAACGGAUAAUGCUUAGAGAUGCAAGACAAUGGCUAAAUAGUGGUCAAAUAAAUGAUGUCCGGCAUGCAAAAUCUGGAGGCACAGCACUUCACGUUGCAGCUGCGAAAGGCUAUACAGAAGUUUUAAAGCUUCUAAUACAGGCAGGCUAUGAUGUUAAUAUUAAAGAUUAUGAUGGCUGGACACCUCUUCAUGCUGCUGCUCACUGGGGUAAAGAAGAAGCAUGUCGAAUUUUAGUGGACAAUCUGUGUGAUAUGGAGAUGGUCAACAAAGUGGGCCAGACAGCAUUUGAUGUAGCAGAUGAAGAUAUUUUAGGAUAUUUGGAAGAGUUGCAAAAGAAACAAAAUCUGCUCCAUAGUGAAAAACGGGAGAAGAAAUCUCCAUUAAUUGAAUCAACAGCCAAUAUGGACAAUAAUCAGUCACAGAAGACCUUUAAAAACAAAGAGACAUUGAUUAUUGAGCCAGAGAAAAAUGCAUCCCGUAUUGAAUCUUUGGAACAAGAAAAAGUUGAUGAUGAAGAAGAAGGAAAGAAAGAUGAGUCUAGCUGCUCUAGUGAAGAAGAUGAGGAGGACGACUCAGAAUCAGAAGCUGAAACAGAUAAGACAAAACCUAUGGCUUCUGUAACUAAUGCCAAUACAUCUAGUACACAAGCAGCUCCUGUAGCUGUUACAACACCUGUGUCAUCUGGUCAGGCCACACCUACGUCACCUAUUAAAAAGUAUGAUUUCAUUGCUCCUAUCAUGCCUGUGGUGGAAUCAGUAGAUCCUGCAUCAUGGAGGCAGGGCUUGCGCAAAACUGGCAUUGUUCUUGUGCCCAAUAAGGGUGAAAAAUCCAUGUUUCCAACCUCAGCUACAAAAAUUUCUCCCAAAGAAGAAGAGAGAAAAGACGAGUCUCCUGCAUCUUGGAGGUUAGGACUUAGAAAGACUGGCAGUUAUGGCGCACUUGCAGAAAUCACAGCAUCUAAAGAGGCUCAGAAAGAAAAAGACACUGCAGGUGUUAUACGUUCAGCUUCGAGUCCCAGACUCUCCUCCUCUUUGGAUAAUAAAGAAAAGGAGAAAGAUAGUAAAGGAACUAGGCUUGCAUAUGUUGCACCUACAAUACCAAGACGACUAGCCAGUACAUCUGACAUUGAAGAGAAAGAAAACAGAGACUCUUCAAGUUUACGAACGAGUAGCUCCUAUACAAGAAGAAAAUGGGAAGAUGAUCUCAAAAAGAAUAGCUCAGUUAAUGAAGGAUCAGCUUACCAUAAAAGUUGCUCCUUUGGUAGAAGACAAGAUGAUUUGAUUAGUUCUAGUGUUCCAAGCACCACAUCAACACCAACAGUUACCUCUGCAGCUGGGCUUCAGAAAAGCCUGCUUUCCAGCACAAGCACUACUACAAAGAUUACAACGGGUUCUUCCUCAACAGGCACACAAAGCAGUACCUCAAAUCGUUUGUGGGCUGAGGAUAGUACUGAAAAAGAAAAGGACAGUGUUCCUACGGCAGUGACCAUCCCUGUUGCUCCAACUGUUGUAAAUGCUGCAGCCUCAACCACAACCCUGACUACAACUACUGCUGGCACUGUCUCCUCCACAUCAGAGGUCAGGGAGAGACGCAGAUCAUACCUCACUCCUGUUAGAGAUGAAGAGUCUGAAUCCCAAAGAAAAGCAAGAUCUAGACAAGCAAGACAGUCUAGAAGAUCAACACAGGGAGUAACACUGACUGAUCUUCAGGAAGCUGAAAAAACAAUAGGAAGAAGUCGUUCUACCCGAACCAGAGAACAAGAAAAUGAAGAAAAAGAAAAAGAAGAAAAAGAAAAACAGGAUAAAGAGAAGCAAGAAGAAAAGAAGGAGUCAGAAACAUCUAGAGAAGAUGAAUAUAAACAAAAAUACUCCAGAACAUACGAUGAGACUUACCAGCGUUACAGACCAGUAUCCACUUCAAGUUCUACCACCCCAUCCUCUUCACUUUCUACCAUGAGCAGUUCACUCUAUGCUUCAAGUCAGCUAAACAGGCCAAAUAGUCUUGUAGGUAUAACUUCCGCUUACUCCAGAGGAUUAACAAAAGAAAAUGAAAGAGAGGGAGAAAAGAGAGAAGAGGAAAAAGAAGGAGAAGAUAAAUCACAACCUAAAUCAAUCCGAGAACGACGACGACCAAGAGAGAAAAGGAGAUCUACAGGAGUUUCAUUUUGGACACAAGAUAGUGAUGAAAAUGAACAAGAGCAACAAUCAGAUACAGAAGAAGGAUCCAACAAGAAAGAAACUCAGACGGAUUCCAUUUCUAGAUAUGAAACCAGUUCCACAUCAGCUAGUGAUCGGUAUGAUUCCUUAUUGGGUCGCUCUGGAUCAUACAGUUACUUAGAAGAAAGAAAACCUUAUAGUAGCAGGCUAGAAAAGGACGACUCAACUGACUUUAAAAAGCUUUAUGAACAAAUUCUAGCUGAAAAUGAAAAGCUGAAAGCACAGCUACAUGAUACAAAUAUGGAACUGACAGAUCUUAAAUUACAAUUGGAAAAGGCCACCCAGAGGCAAGAAAGGUUUGCUGAUCGGUCACUAUUGGAAAUGGAAAAAAGGGAACGAAGAGCUCUAGAAAGAAGAAUAUCUGAAAUGGAAGAAGAGCUCAAAAACCUGCACCAAAUAAAGCAAAUUCAGACUCUGAGAGAGUUAAAUGAACGACUGCUGACUGAGAAUAGGGCCUUGACAAGAGUGGUAGCCAAGCGCUCAGGGUUCUGUAGGCAACUGCAGUCUGUGAACCUAUAACUUGUAGUUUCAUCAUUUCUUCUUGGUAGAGCCAGAUGUUACCAGACCUAAAAGCAGACAACCAGAGGCUAAAGGAUGAAAAUGGGGCCUUGAUCAGAGUAAUAAGCAAACUUUCCAAAUAAAAAAAAGGAAAAAAAAAAGCAGCAAGUAAUGGAAUUGCACAUAUGAGCAACCCAGUGGACCAUAAUUGACAGUCACUGGAAGCCUGGGAAGAAUCCAGGGAGACUGUCAUUUUCGGAUAUCCUGCCAAAUGCCCUCUUAUCUAGGAAUUUUGUUUUGUUUAAUUUUCUGGGUUUUUUUUUUUUUUUCUUGUAUCAAGACCAUUGUUUCAUGUUAAUGCAGCUGCUGAGAAGAUUUUUUUUUUUUAAUGACUGAGAAAACUUGUUUACAGCUCCAGCAUUUAAGGAAAGUGUUCAAGGCCAGAUAUGCCUCAGAGAUAUUUAACCAGUAAGCCUUAGUUGUACAUAAAUACUUUUGUGUCAACAAAAACUUUCAGCUCUCACAGAAGACAGUUAUUCAACAUUUUUUGAUGUGCCACAGUUUCCAGUUUUUCGAUAUUUUUUUGCUUUACAUCUAAGUUUGGGUUUGUAUUUUUUCCUUCUAACUCUUCAUGUGGCAGACUCAUCUAUGUUUUCACAGCUUUCUCAUUUACAGAAAAGAACACCUGUUCUCCUGAUAUCAUUGUCAUGUAUUAGGCUAAUGCUCUGUUGUCUUCCGCCUGGAACUGAAUUGCUUGGUGGAACAUUUGCUUUCACUGUUUGUGCAAUAUGCAUUUAUUUCUUAUAUGAAUGCUUUAAAGUCAAUUGAGAUUAGAUUCUUUUAAGUCCUAUUUUCUGCCUUUGUUGGUCACUUUUUUGUUUUUGUUUGUUUUUUAUUAUUGUAGUAUAUAAUCUUCACAUUCAUUUUAGCAGGUACUGAGUGAUGCUGUAUAUAUAAAUAAGUGUAUUGUUUUGAUUUUUAGACCACCACAUGGCAUGCUUGACUAUUUUCUUAAUUGAAAUGUCUGUUAAUGCAAAGUAGGCUACUCCAUAAUAGUGUUAAAAACAAAAUUUGCUAACAAUGUGAUAUAAAGACUUAAAAAGUAACACAUUAUGUGGGGCCCUAUCUUUACAAAAGUUUUCUACUGUAAAGUGCUUUUACUUUUAUUUUCAGUUUUCAUUUGAUAGUAUUCAACCACAACUAAAGUUGCAUAAGAUAAUUGCUUCACAUUUCACAUACCUAUAUUUAUCUGAGUGCUGUCUAAAACUGUUGUGCUAGCCAAAGUAAUGCUAUGAAAUCAUUUGCAGACUUAACCGUGAGUUAAUGUUAAAUGCACUGUUAUUGCCAUGUGAAGAGGCAUUGACUUUGAUACCACCAUCAUGUUCAGACCAUUUUAUACAUUUCAGUGGCCUUUUAAAAAAAAAAAAAAAAAAAAAGCAAAACCAAGUACAUAGUGAAGAUGGCUUUUAUUUGGACAAAUAGCUUUUAUAUUUUCAUCAAACCAUGCAAAAAAAUACCACAUCUUUCUGGCACAUAACUGUCUCCUUAACCACUGAACAGUUCAGCCAUUUGAAUAAAUUGUACAUUGUAAAGCUUAUAGUAGCUAAUUGUAUUAUUGAUUGUAUUGUAUACUAUAUUAAAUGUGAAUUUGUACCCCUUCAUUUUAAAAGGUCAUUGUGUUCUACUGCCUAUUUUAGAUUACUUUGGGACUGGGAAAGGGUGUUUUGGUAAGCAGGAUUUUAAGUCCUCUCUCUCUUGAUUGGUUUUAUGAAGAUAUAAGGUUAUGCUCUUACUACCAAGCUCAGGAUUCUUGAUUUUUAAAGGUACAAGGAUAGUUAUGGGAAUUUUAUUUUUGGUUAUAUUUGAAUUGUAUGAAUGGUGGGUCUGAAUAUAGAGAAUUUCCAUGGUCUUAUGUGGACGUAAAAUAUACAGAUAAUUGAUCAGUUUGAGUGACUGCAACAUGUUCUGGUUGCACAACAGUUAGGCAUGCUAAGGAUUAUAUUUGUGAAGUUUGGAUGCCUGUGAAGAAUGAUUAAAUACAUGUUUCUAAUAUUUUAGUGUUUUGUAUUUAGGUUAUUUAUUCUUUGUAUCUAAAACUGAACAGCUACUGUGCUAUAUUGAUUUUAUUGGUAGUAUUGAGCAGACCUUAUUUCUGCAUGAAACUAGUUGCAAAACCCACUAUUUUGGAAAUAAAAAUGUAUUUUGACAUAUACAAAUAAAAUGAAUAAAACUA